Messenger RNA from Trichoplax adhaerens, 348 nucleotides. RefSeq lists its product as uncharacterized. The record is from RefSeq and is a predicted model, not a curated record. Bases 1 to 348 code for a protein of 115 amino acids. Gene Ontology annotation, cellular component: membrane; oligosaccharyltransferase complex. Gene Ontology annotation, biological process: protein N-linked glycosylation. NCBI's taxonomy places the organism in Eukaryota, Metazoa, Placozoa, Uniplacotomia, Trichoplacea, Trichoplacidae. The transcript has 2 exons.
AUGUCUUCACAGGCUUCUCUAUCCGAAAUUUUAUCCACCUUGUAUACGGAAUACAAUCUUAAAACUCCAAACAAGUUGAAAAUAGUCGAUUGCUACUUGUUCUAUAUUCUAUUAACUGGUAUCUUUCAAUUUGGCUAUUGCUGCUUGGUUGGUACUUUCCCCUUCAAUGCGUUCUUGUCAGGAUUCAUCUCUACUGUGGCUAGCUUUACCUUAGGAGUCUGUCUUCGAGUGCAAGUUAAUCCUCUCAACAGGCCAAUCUUCAAAGGAAUUUCACCGGAACGUGCUUUUGGUGAUUUUUUGUUUGCUAACGUCUUACUCCAUUUGAUUGUGAUCAAUUUUAUCGGUUAA